This is a messenger RNA of Cinclus cinclus, 726 nucleotides long. It is a transcript of the gene TAF10, whose product is annotated as TATA-box binding protein associated factor 10. The record is from RefSeq and is a predicted model, not a curated record. The transcript has 5 exons. NCBI's taxonomy places the organism in Eukaryota, Metazoa, Chordata, Aves, Passeriformes, Cinclidae. The coding region runs from base 51 to 653 and encodes 200 amino acids. Gene Ontology annotation, biological process: transcription initiation at RNA polymerase II promoter. Gene Ontology annotation, molecular function: RNA polymerase II general transcription initiation factor activity; promoter-specific chromatin binding. Gene Ontology annotation, cellular component: transcription factor TFIID complex; SAGA complex; nucleus.
AGCGUGGCUUGGCGCGCGCAGGCGCGGAGCGGAGGCUGGUGCCGGGGACCAUGAGCGGCAGCGCCGAUCCCGAUCCCGCGCCCGCAGCCCCGGCGGCUCCGCCAGGCCCCGCCGAGGGCAGCAAGCCCAGCCCGGUCGCUGUGGGCAGUGCCGGGCCCGGGGCAGCGCCAGCUGCGGGAGGCGGCGCGGCGCGGGCCACCGAGGGCUGUGCGGUCGGCGGGAGGGGCCCCGUGCCGGUGUCCGCGGCCGUGGCCGCCCCCCCGGACGGGGCCAUGUCCAACGGCGUGUACGUUCCGCCCGCGGCCAACGGCGACGUGAAGCCCGUGGUAUCCACCACGCCGCUCGUGGACUUCCUCAUGCAGCUGGAGGACUACACGCCCACGAUUCCGGACGCCGUCACAGGGUAUUACCUGAACCGGGCAGGGUUUGAGGCCUCGGACCCCCGCAUAAUCCGCCUGAUCUCGCUGGCGGCACAGAAGUUCAUCUCGGACAUUGCCAACGAUGCGCUGCAGCACUGUAAAAUGAAAGGCACGGCCUCGGGCAGCUCCCGCAGCAAGAGCAAGGACAAGAAGUACACGCUGACCAUGGAGGACCUGACACCAGCACUGGCCGAGUAUGGCAUCAACGUGAAGAAGCCACAUUAUUUCACGUAGAGCACGGGGGAGCUUGGGGAGCUUGUAGUGGCCAUAUUGGUGCCAUUAAACACCUAGUAGGGUUUUCUGGGAA